CACCUCUAUAAAUGUACAACAGGGACUGUGAUCCCUGACGGAUGUUCUUCUGGAUCUGCCCCGCUUUGGUCCGCUGAGAAGUCGCAGCCAUGGACACCCAACAGAUGCAGAUGGAGCAGAUGGGGCAGUUUAGGAUCACAGUCUGGGAGGAGGAGAACUUCCAGGGCAAACACUGCGAGUUCAUGCAGGAGUGCCGCAACAUCAUGGAAAGGGACUUCCGCAAGAUCCGCUCCAUAAAGGUGGAGAACGGCGUUUUCAUCGGGUACGAGUAUCCUGAGUUCCAGGGUCAGCAGUUCAUCCUGGAGAAAGGAGACUAUCCUCGCUGGGAGGCAUGGAGCGGAAACUCCGGCUACAGAACGGAACACCUGCUCUCAUUCCGACCAAUCAAAUGCGCUAAACACAGUGACAGCAAGGUGACCUUGUAUGAGUGCAAGGACCUCACAGGACGCAAGUUUGAGCUUUGUAAUGACUACCCCUCCCUGCAGGCCAUGGGCUGGUGCAGCAAGGAGGUUGCAUCUAUGAAGGUCAACUCUGGAGCCUGGGUGGCCUACCAGUUCCCUGGUUACCGUGGAUACCAAUACAUCCUUGAGAGGGACAGGCAUGAAGGAGAAUACAGAAACUACAAUGAGUACGGCACCCAAGCCCACAGCCACCAGGUUCAAUCAAUCCGCAGGAUUCAGCAAUAGAUCAAGGCCAAUUAUGUACAUCCUGUGGAAUACCAUGCUAAAAUAUGAAAAUAAAGGCUUUAUUCAAA
Messenger RNA from Paramormyrops kingsleyae, 754 nucleotides. Its product is annotated as beta-crystallin A2-like. Lineage: Eukaryota; Metazoa; Chordata; Actinopteri; Osteoglossiformes; Mormyridae. The record is from RefSeq and is a predicted model, not a curated record. Gene Ontology annotation, biological process: visual perception; lens development in camera-type eye. Gene Ontology annotation, molecular function: structural constituent of eye lens.